Salvelinus namaycush (lake trout) is the source of this 8493-nucleotide messenger RNA. RefSeq names its product methyl-CpG-binding domain protein 5-like. Gene Ontology annotation, cellular component: nucleus; chromocenter. Lineage: Eukaryota; Metazoa; Chordata; Actinopteri; Salmoniformes; Salmonidae. Gene Ontology annotation, molecular function: DNA binding; chromatin binding. The transcript has 10 exons. The coding region runs from base 919 to 5619 and encodes 1566 amino acids. The record is from RefSeq and is a predicted model, not a curated record.
CAAAGGCAAAAAAGGCAAAGGUUUAGAGUUUAGGGUAAGGACGUCCCAAGGAUUCCGAAUUGCGCUAACGCUGUGCUCUCUAGCUCUCUCAUCAUCUCUCUGAGGCGCAGGAGCAGUAAAGCACUCCAUCUUUAUCCCAAGCCUAGGGAGAACCAGCCGAGACAUUUGAUGGGUAGGCUUUUUAUUUGUAUUUUUAAAGGGCCAGAAGCAAAUUGGAGGGAGUUGAAAUAUACUAUUUCAGCCACCAUGGACUUUCAAGGAAUCAUUUGAUACUCGAAAAGAUGGAAAAACGUUUUUUUAGGCUAUAAGAUUGGAAUCUCAAAAGCUCCUGUCUUUGCAAAGCAACCUUCUGCUCAGCUAUUCUUUCACUGGCCUGUCUCUGCCUCGUCCCUAGCUGGAGACGUUUCACAUAGGAAAAUACGCUCAACGCUCCCCAGUUACGAUAAAAACUUCGACAUUUCAAUUCGGGAUAUACUUUUUUCGUACAGUGGAAUAUCGUUAAAGGCAUGUGAAUGUUUUGGAGUUUGUGUUAGAUUACACGGGAACCAUGGGAAUCCCUCAAAUAACCUACCCCAGAAGGAACCCCUAGCAUGUCUUCAUGAGCCACUCCUGGUUCCAUCUGUUGCCCCAGUCUCUCUGAAUCGGAUUCAGUGUCUAUGGCUCUGAAUGACCGAGACAAAUAUGGAAAUCUCGUUGGUAUUCAGUAGUAAAACUAUGAAGGGUCUCAAAGGUUAGGAUUCACAGUGAGCUUGCCUCACAUCACACUGACCCCAGCCCAUACUUCAUCCAACUUUGAGAGUGAAAUUGUAGUGCACUGCAAAGUCCUCUUUAUUGGAAGACAAAGAUGCCAUGUACUCUGAAGUCUCUGGUUGAUGUGUGAUAUGCUUUAAGGUGUUGUGUACUAAACCAACUAGAACAAUGAAUGGAGGAAAGGACUGUAAGGGAGGGGUCUCAGAGGGGGUGGGGCAUACAGCCCCUGUCCAGGUCCCUAUUGGCUGGCAUCGCAAGGUGGAUCCAACUAAUGGAGUCCUCUACAUCAGUCCCAGUGGCUCGGUGCUGUCCUGUCUAGACCAGGUGAAGAGCUACCUGCUCACAGACGGGACUUGCAAGUGUGGCCUGGAGUGCCCACUCAUCCUCCCAAAGGUGUUUAACUUUGAUCCGGGAGCUGCCAUUAAACAGAGGACGGCAGAGGACGUGAGGGCUGAUGAAGACGUCACCAAGCUGUGUAUCCAUAAGAGAAAGCUGCUGGCUGUGGCCACUCUACACAAAACUAUGGCGCUGCCACACCCUGCUCUGACUCUUACCAGUCCUGGUGGAGGUACAAGUUCAACAUCAAUGGUCCCGUCACAUUCCACGAAUCCCCGAGCAAUACGGAAUAAAUCUCACCAGUCACUGCUACCCAACUCUGUGGUUCCGAACUGCAAGAACCCUUUCAAAAUGAUGAUGGCGGCUGCAGCAGGUCACCGGCACUUUCCCCAAGAGCUAGGAGAUCCACCCCAGCAGCUAGAGCUUUACCCUGGUUAUCCCAACAGACAGCAGAGACUGAGCAGUGAGCCUGGGCCCAGGUCUUCGUACUGCUCUGGCUAUGGUAGCAUGCUGAGUCCAGGGGGCCACGGCUCCCAGCUCUAUGGGCCCAGGGACGGGUCACCACUCUCCCCUAGCCUCAGGUCUGAUCCUCUGGGGACCCCAGAUGGGUUUAGAAACAACCUAUGUGGCUUCCCUGGAGCCACCAGCUCCAGCCCCAUCCACGGGGCCAACAGAACGCCUCUCUCCCCACCAGGGAUGCUCCUCCACGGUUCUCCGGCUGGGACCCAGACGUCCUGCGCUAUGGCAGGAAGGAAUAGCACACCCCUCUCCCCUACCGCCACUGCCAAAAGCCCAGUCAUGAUGAAGAAGCCUGUGUGUAACUUCCCCAGAUCCCCCAGUAUGGAUAUUUCCAUACGAGCACCGUUUCACCUCAAUACACAGCCCAGCGCCCUACACCCUGGCCCCCCGUCUGCCAUACCUCCCUCCUGCACCCUCCAGAAAAAGCAGAUGACCUCUGAAAAGGACCCGUUAGGCAUCCUAGACCCCAUCCCCAGCAAGCCUAGCAUCAGUAUCAGCCAGACAAACUCCAAAACAAACUCCAACUUCCAACCUAGUGUCCACUCCUCUCAGGUACCAAUGAUGAAUGUAAACAUGAACAACCACCCUCCUCCCGCCAUCGUCCCCUUGCCAAGCAACCUCCCUCUUCCCACUGUCAAACCCAGCCCAGUGGGCCACAGCCACGGAGGUCACAUGCAGAGGACUCAACAUCAGACCUCCAUAACCACCUCCAUGUCCCCCUCCCCCGUCACCUCCCCAGUCCACAUGUCAGGCCCUGUCCUGGGCAGCAGGAUGGAGGCCUCUCCCCAGCGCUCCCGUUCCUCCUCCACCUCCUCGGACCACGGGAGCUUUGCCUUGCCCUCAGGCCCCAGUCAGGGUCCGUGUGGCGGGAUGAAAGUUCCUCCUCGCUCCCCCCGGCCCACCAUGCCCAUUAACAUGCCCUCCAGCCCCUCUGCCAAGCCUGACUCACACCCACUCCACCAGUACAAAGACCUACCCAGUCAGCUGCUGGUUGAGAUGAGUAACCAGAACGCUAUCAACACCCAGCACAACAACCCCGGCAUGUACCCCCCUGCCACCUCCUCUGGCCCCUCCAUCGCUGCUCCUCACCAGGCCCAGAACCAGAAGGGACAGAACCACCCAGGUCUGUUAGGGAUGCCCCUGAACCAGAUCGUGAACCAGCAGAAUGCUGCCUCCUUCCCCGCCAGCAGCCUACUGUCAGCAGCAGCCAAAGCACAGCUAGCAAAUCAAAACAAACAUGGUGACAACAGCAGUGAGACUGGCAGUAGAGGUGGAGGCCCAGGUAGGGUUGAUGGUAAUGGUGGUAGUAGUGGAGUUGGGCAUCCCAGCGGCCCUCUCAGCGGCAUAGAGAGGCCAAGUAGCAGCACUUUAAACCCCAUGCUUCCCCCUAACUCCACCAUGCCCUCCAUUGCGGAAGCAGCAGCAGCAGGGGGCCAGAGCGGUCGGGCUGCCCUCCGGGACAAGCUCAUGGCCCAGCAGAGAGACAGAGGAGACCCCCUGCUCCGUAAGCGCAAGCAGCAGCCGCCAGGCCCACCACCGCCCAACAACCCCCUCAACCACCACGACAGCAUGGUCUUCAACAUGCUCAACAAGCCUCCUAACAUGGGUGGAGGUCCAGGUCCCAGGCUACCACCACCAAGCUCAGCAGAACAGUUGAGGAAAGUGGCCCGGCUUGGGGGCCUACCGACCAACACCUCCAUGGCCCAGCUGCUUCAGUCCAUGAGCAACCACAACAACCACCAUAACCAGCACCAAGGCCCUGUAGGCCCCCCAGGACCUGGUCAGAUGCACUACAGCGAUGUGGCUGGGGUCAUGCCUCCUGGAGCCUCCCAGCAGCAGAACCUACUGGCCCAACAGAGGAUGCUAGGCCAAGGGGAGGGUCAAGGUAUGUACUGCCGGAGUAUGGACUCUGGAGGCCCUCAUUCUCACAGCCCUCGGUUCCCAGGGUUGAUGAACCAGAUCCAGGCCAAUUCGUUGGUGAACUGUGGCCCUCUGGGGCCCGGUGGACAAGUGGGCCUUGGCCCAGGGAACAUGCCCCUGAGCCACCAUCCUAACACUAACCCACCACCACUGUCCCACCCAAGUCAACAUCCACAUCAGCAGCAGCACAGCCACCUUCACGCUGCGCUGGGACGGACUAUUAUGUCAGGAAGGACACUCGGCAACAAUGAUGGGAGUUGUGGUCCAACCAUCUCUGAGCCAGGAGACCCAUCUAACCUAGUGAACUGCAGCAUGGCCAGCCUCCAGCCCCACGUCAUCAACAGCUCCAGCAGUGGUGGUGGUACCCAGGUGUUCCAGCAGCAUCAUGCCCAGCAGCAGCAGCUUCAUCAGGGCAUUCAGCGGGCCAUGCAGGGCCUCCCUCCUGGCUACCAGGGCUCACAGCAACCUGGCUUCCCUGAAAACAACAACUCCUCCAACUCCCACUCUAUGGCCUGCCUGUUCCAGAACUUCCAGGGGUGUUUGCCAGACAACAGCAUUUCAGUCCCUCACUCACAGAUGAUCUCUCAGUCCGGUAUGACAUCACUUCCUGAGUCUCAGGGGAUGCUGUCACACACCCAGUUUGGUGUCAGCCAACGGGGGAUGCAGCAGACACAGGGAGAGGGGCUUCCCCCAGGGAUGCACGGCUCUGAUAGGCUACCCAGCGGAGGGGUGGAGUCUGUAGACGCCAUCUACAGGGCUGUGGUGGAUGCUGCCAGUAAAGGAAUGCAUGUAGUCAUCACCACCACGGUUAGUGGCACUACCCAGUCCAGCCCUGUACCUACUCUCAGCACCAUGACUGCCUUCACUAACUCCGUAGGGGAGCCGGUCAGCAUCAACCACAACCUCCCUCACAGCCAUGCUGCAGUCAGCCAUAGUGGCCAGCGGGUAGCGCACCAGGAGGGGGAGCAGACACCGACCCUGAGCCAACAGCCCAGACCCAGGCAGGUCAGAGCAGGACGGCCCCGGAAGAACUCUGGUCAGGGGAAGAGUACUGUUAGCAUCCCCGAGGGUCAGGGAGCACUUCCAGAGGCCUCCCACCAGGACUACUUCAGAUCCCCAGGCCAUGGCACCCCCAGGGGGCAGUGGGAAGGCGAGACUGGGUACCCUGGAAGUCUGGACAGAGGUCACACGGCAUGGGGUGGUGAGGAGUUCCUAGAGUGCUCCACUCAUGUCCGCAGCAGCCCCUGUAUGGAGAGACCUGGGAGUCUAGCUCCUGCACCCUCCUGUCCAGCCGACAGCGCCCCCCACGAAGGUCACCACCACUCUCUCCCCGUCCCCUCAGACAAGGCCUUCCUGGAGGAUGGAUUCAACCGCUUCAACAACUGCAACCGGACGGCCGUGAACAUCGUUAACUACAAAGAGAGGUUGGAUCAGACUGUGGAGAGAUGCGCCCAUAUGAACGGAGGUGGCGUCGGGCCCCCCCAGGUCCAGUUCUCUCUACGGGGGUACGGUGUGUCUGACCCCCUCGGCCCCCCCAGACAGGGGGACCUAACCGGGGACGACCAGUCUCCCAGCUCCUCCACCAGCCUGGAGGGUCCGUUGGUUAAAGAGUACGUGGGCCACUACAACGGUCACUUCAACGGAGGCUGUGCCCCCAGCCCGUCUGACACCAAGUCCCUGAGCAGCGAGGAGGACCUGAGGCAGCCGGACAGCCCCUCGUCAGAGAUGCUCCACUAUAGACCCAGGACGUUUAACAUGGGGGAUCUGGUCUGGGGACAGGGCUUUAAAGGGUUCCCGUCCUGGCCUGGUAAACUGUCAGGGGAGGAGGCGGGGCACAACCAUCACCACCAUGGCCGCCUGCAGCUCAGAGAGGACAGCAAGGUGGAGCCAGAGAAGCUGAAAACACUAACACAUGACCUAGAGGCCCUCGACAGAGCGACCAAGAGGAACAGAAAAGCUGGGAAGUUGAAUAAUCAUUUAGAAGCUGCUAUACAUGAGGCCAUGAGUGAGCUGGACAAGAUGUCAGGGACUGUUCAUCAGAUCCCUUCCAGAGACAGACAGGUGAAGCCCAAGAGGAGAAAGAUCUCCAGAUAACAUUGAAUGUGUUUGGUCAGCUAAUGACAGUCCAGUAUCUAGCCAGUACCCAGCCUUGGAACAACAGUUCAGACCGCCCCGCCGCGACCUUUGAACUCCAACCAGGUGCUACAAUAUGGAUAGUAGUGGUACAUUAUCGUCCCACGACCUCCCUAGCUGACUGACAUUGAAAGUACUGGAAAAGCCAAACAAAAAUAUUACAGUUUUGAAUUUCAACUGUAAAAAACAACGGUUGUAAUUUGUCUACAGCUAGCUGAAUGAGAAGUAUUUUUUCUAGAAUAACAUAUUUAAAAAACCGAUAAAUAGAAGAAAAAUAGUACAUUUUAAAGAAAAUAGACAGUCCAAAUAUUUCUGAUACAUUUUCAAUAUGUAUAUAGGUAAUACGGAAGAUUUCAUGAAUAUUAAGAAAUGUAUGUAAAUAUUGUACAAUGGUAAUGUACAACAUACUUAAUGCACAUUUGAACUUGUAUUGUACAAAGCAGCAGCAGAAGAAGUGCACCAAUGUCUUGGUUUUUAUUCAAUACAUACACAGUCAUUAUGACUGUAUGCAAGGGACAAAUAAAGACAAGAUACAGCCUAAAGCUUUUAUAUGGUUAUAAUGUAGACAUGCUGUUUAUUGUAUUGAAAAGCAGGGUCUGUAUUCAGAAAGCAUUCGAGGAGUAGGAGUGCUGAUCUAGGAUCAGUUGAACCUUUUUAUAUUAUAAUGAAUACGAUUACAUAUACAGAGAGGGGCCUGCUACUAGAUCAUCACUGGCUCAUCACUACGAUCAGCCCCCCCCCCCCCCCUUGUCCACAUCAUCUUAUUGAUUAGGAUCUAAAAAGGGCUAGACUGAUCCUAGUUCAGCACUCCCAACUCUGAGACGCUUUAUGAAUACAGACCCAGGAGAAACAGGCAUUACUUCAACACCACUAAGUGUUUGUUCAUUUAUGUGUUUUAAAAACAGAGUGACCUUUACCAGCUGAAAGGCAUUCUGUUUCUACGGUACCAUAGAAAAAGGAUGAUUGGAAUGAAGCAUCCUUCUAAUUCCAGGAUCUCAACCUACUAAAACCACAGACUAAGUUGUCAAAUACUAGUCAGCUGUUUUUGCGCAAUUUAAUUUUCUUUUUGAUGUGAUUUAUUUUUCUUUAUCAUUUUCAAAUAGUGUCAUCAUUUUAUCACAGAGCUAUAGCUUUAGAUCGCGUAACCAACCUUGAAAAGCAUAGAUGCAGUAUAUUAUUCUGACGUAAGAGUGGAUUGUGAAAAUAACACUAACUGCCUGAGGUAAAAUGGUGGAAAAGAGUUCAUCCUACAAUUUAGGGGCCUUAUGUGUAGUUUAUUUGUUAUAAAUUAUUUAUGUACAGUAUUUCAUAUUUAUUUUAAGCUUUACAAUAUUCUAGAUGGCAAUAAUACAACCGAGAGUUAAAAACUCAAAGCCUUACGUGUUUCUUUUACACAGGAAUAGCCUAUAUGCUGUAUUCAGUUUAGCCAUUAACCUGACUGUUUUCCAGUUUGAUUUAAAAUGUGUUAUUUUUGGAUCCCUUGCCGUUGUGUACUACUGUGUUUUUCCCUUCUGCUAGCUAUUUCUACUGUAGUGUUUGUUACAGUAGAUCAUGUCGACAUGUCCUGAAGAGGUCAUUGACUGCCUCCUUCCAGAAAGUUAAGGUUGCGUAUCUCCACAGUCUCUGGGGACCAUGCUUAGGUCUGAAAAGGCUUCACUAUAUAUUUAGACAGCCUUCUGUCUUUAAAAAAAAAUCCUGAAUCAACUUUUAAACAACCUAAAUUAUUCAUUCAAAUCAGCGCAGAUAGUACAAUAAUAGUUUAAAGGAUAGAAGAAAUGUUUAAAAUGGAUAAUAUGCAGUAUGUUAUCUUGGUAUGGAAAGAAGUGAUCAUUUGGCCCUUCAGGCCGAGCCCUGUCAGUGCUGUCGUGGAGUUGUUUACAUUGGUGGAGAAAUCACUACUGAAUAGAAUUUCAAUAGAAGUGUGUUAAUUGGAGACUGUCAUCACACAUACAACUGCUUCACUACGUUUUGUGCUGAUGAGAUUUGGAUGCUUUUUAUGGCCCCAUUGAAAACAGACUUGUUAUAUUCACUACAGCGUGUUGUGUGCAAUACAAAUAAGUUACAUCAUAAAUCACUAAAUCAACUUCAGAAUGUCAAUCUUUUAAAAGAAAUAUUUUAAAAACUGUGUAACCGUUCAUGUUACAAACCAUGUCUAGAUGGAUCAACUGUAAUUCACUUCAGACAAAAGUAUUUCACUCUACUUCUAGAAAAGUAUUCAUGCUUUUAAUGAAGCUUAUCACAAAAACUCUUGAGAGCAGUCAAGAGAACACGAACUAUUUCGGGUAAAGUUCAUUCUGCCCUUGUGCAAUGACCUAGAGACCCAGUCAGUCUCAUGUUCAAACCCCAUGUUGUAUAAUGUCUUUUCACUUUUACCUUUCUGUUGCCGGUCAAAUGGUCAGUGCAGCCCAAUUUCUUCACACGUGUGUGUGUAUUUUAUUUUUGGAGCUAUCUGUGUGUGUGUGCUGUUUUUCUUACCCUUGCUUGCUCUUAGAAUCUUUAUUUGUAUGUUAUUAACAUGUUGCUGUUGUCAGUGUUGGUUUUUCCACAUGUAACUAAGUUUUCUCACGUGUGUGUGUGUGUGUGUGUGUGUGUGUAUACUUUACAAAAGUAGACUACUUUGUAAAGUAUGUUGUGCACUUGAUGUCAUUUGUUGCAUUGUGGGUGCUAGGACAAAUAGUGUGAAGUCCCAUAUUUUCUCAUUGUUUGGCGUUUUCUAUUAUUUCAUGUAAGCAGCCUUUUUUUAUUUUGUAAAUAUUGUAAACAUUACAGGUCAUACAGUGAUGUAACAUUUCAACAAUGUUGCACAGAUGUUUAAGAUAUUAAAAACUGGUCACU